GUCACACAUGAUUUCCAACAUUCUUCGCGUGCCUCGCGAUAAGUAUCCUGUGACUGCAAUCACGUUGUACGCAUGAGUUAGAGCAAACAAUGCCAUUUCGUUGUUUGUGCGGGCAUUCAUCAAACAUUAUUAAACAGCUGCCCAUGUAGCGCAUGCGCAAACUAAAGUCCCUUCUGCGGCGUCAGCCGCGCAACUCACAUAAGAUGGUUUCAGCAUCAGCCGAAAGAGGGGAAGAGACAGCCAUGUCGUGCGAGAAUCAUCCACUGUAUCAAGAGCAGCGCCCAAAUCUUGAACUCACGUUUUGUGGCAAGAAGAAACAGAUUGAAACUCAAUUUCACGACUUUCAUCAGGAAGCAAUUCCUGAUGUGAAAAGCCAGACCGAUCAGAGAAAGGAGAAAAAGAAUUGGGAAGGCGAGGCUCUCGCAGAGACUGAGCAGAUUAAGAUUAUCAGCAACUGGGCGUCAUUCGAGGUUCAACAGUAUCCGAAAAAGCCUGCCCAAGCUGGUAUGUCCAUGGUUCAUUUGCUAGCAUAUCCCAUCGAGCAUAUCAGGAAUGGUGUGGAUUUGACAGUUGAUAAUGUCGGUCUCAUCGAUGAUAUGAUUCAGCUUUUCAAAGGUGCUUGGGCGAAUGAGACAGUGCGAAACAAAAUUCUGCGGCUCCAGCUCGACGCAGUCGAGCGCCGUGCCAAAGCGAUUGAGGAUGAGCCUUUCGGCAAGGAAGCCAACGAUGCGGCUCUUGCUCAUUACCGAGUUCUCGAGUCCAAGGUCACAUCUGGUCAGCUCAAGUUCGAGGACUUCCACUUUGGCUUGCACCUCCGACCAGACAACAGUGCCGACUACCUUCAUCUUCAUAUAAUUGCAGCACCUUAUGAAUAUCGCAAGUAUAGCACCUCAGAACAUGACAAGAAAACAAAAGAUGCGAUUGAGGUCCGUGAUGUUAUCAGAGACGAUGCACGCCCAAUGGGAAGAGUUAUGACUGGAUCGAAAAGCCCAUCUAUCACGGAAGAAGGGGCUCACCAACAAACAGUAGAGCCCUCUCGAUAAUUCUGGAUUUGGGGGCGGAGUUUUUGGUUGGAUUACGUGUUAUGAUAGAGUUAUGAUUACUUAUUCUGCUUCGGCAACACCGGGCUCUAUGUAUCUUCCCUAUUUGCUUUCUCACAUCGAAACCUAUUACACGCAGAUUAUGGGCAUUAUGGGAAGUCGGUCUUCAUAGGGCAACUUCUGCGACCGGAAUAUUUGCCACGAGGACGUGGCAAUUCUUAAGCGUAUUAAAAUUUUAAUCUGUAGAAAUGAAUUCUGAGUCGCCUGAACAUGUAA
Molecule: messenger RNA, 1316 nt
Organism: Truncatella angustata
Lineage: Eukaryota; Fungi; Ascomycota; Sordariomycetes; Amphisphaeriales; Sporocadaceae
Exons: 1
Coding region: 153-1043 (296 amino acids)
Source: RefSeq, a predicted model, not a curated record